Molecule: messenger RNA, 3083 nt
Organism: Poecilia reticulata (guppy)
Lineage: Eukaryota; Metazoa; Chordata; Actinopteri; Cyprinodontiformes; Poeciliidae
Gene: stimate
Product: STIM activating enhance
Biological process (GO): activation of store-operated calcium channel activity; tissue regeneration; chondrocyte proliferation
Cellular component (GO): membrane; nucleus; cortical endoplasmic reticulum
Molecular function (GO): calcium channel regulator activity
Source: RefSeq, a predicted model, not a curated record
AAAGUUCAACUUCGCUAGCUUAGCAUUAGCUCAAUUUAAAUGAUAGUGUGGAUAGACGCUAGCGCUGUAAGUGCUAAUAGCAGUAGCGGGACCGCCUUUGACUCCGAACGGGAAUUUUUUCUUUUUUUCCCCCACUUAGUGCUGUCUGACCUACGACGUGACUCAGACAGCUUCACCUCUCGAAUGACCGAGCAGCUAUGGCCGGGCGGUACGGAGCAGGAGAAUGAGUGCAAGGCUUCGAAGAGGAUGCGACCGUCUUUCAGCGAGGACUGCCCAGCUUGACAUACCCGCCAGCUGACAGUUACCGGGCAGAGACCUGGCUCCCGGUAGGGAGAGUCAAUUCAUUGAGUAGAGCGGACCGGAUAACUCUGCUGCAAUGGCUGCUGUGAGCGGAGGAAACACGCUGGCAGCGGGUCCGGGAGGCGCGGUCUCUGCGGCCAACGCGUCCUCCAGCCCGGCCCCGGGGGAGAAAACUCGGCACUGCGAGAACGGCGACCUGAUGGACUCCUUCGGGAUCUUCCUGCAGGGCCUCCUGGCCGUGAUGGCUUUCAGCACGCUCAUGUUAAAACGCUUCAGGGAGCCCAAACAUGAAAGGAGACCCUGGAAGAUUUGGUUCCUGGACACCUCAAAGCAAGCAAUUGGGAUGCUCUUCAUCCACUUUGCUAACGUGUAUUUGUCAGACCUUACGGAGGAGGAUCCCUGCUCGCUAUACCUCAUUAAUUUCUUGUUGGAUGCCUCUCUGGGCAUGUUGCUCAUAUAUGCAGGCGUGAAGGCUGUCAGUGCUGUUGUUGAAUGGAGGCAGUGGGAUUCUCUGCGUUUUGGUGAAUAUGGAGAGCCAGUGCAGUGCACCGCAUGGUUGGGCCAAUGCAUCCUCUACAUUCUCAUCGUGAUGGUCGAGAAAAUUCUCAUGAUGUUGUUCCUACUUAUUCCCCAGUGGAAGAAGCUGGCUCUCCUUAAUCCCAUAAAGAAUCCUGACCUGGAGCUGGCCAUUGUCAUGCUCAUCGUUCCAUUCUUCGUCAAUGCCCUCAUGUUUUGGGUGGUUGAUAAUUUCCUAAUGAAGAAGCACAGGACAAAAGCAAAGCUAGAGGAGAGGGAAGAGGACUUGCGUGGGAACAGCAAAGUUCGCUACAGACGAGCGCUUUCUCACGAUGACUCAGAAUCAGAGAUCCUGUUCUCGGCAGACGAUGAGAUGGACGAGUCGGAUGAAGACGACGUCCGUCGACUCACCGGUCUGAAGACGGUGAAAAAGAAAAAGCUUCGAAUGGGGAUUCCCGUUUGAUGAGCUCGGCCACCUUUAUGUCUAAAAGCUGUUCUCUUUAAGUCCGCCUACAUUUCUGUACCUCCUCUAACCACAACAGCUUUUGGUUCUCUUCAAAGACGACACUGUACUUAGAGUUUCCUUCCCUGAUCGUUCCCAGAGGAUUGGUACGCAAAAAAGAUAAAUGUUUCUGACUUGGGAUGCCGAAACACACUUUUUUUUUUUUUUCUCGCAGGUGUACCUUUGGAUAAUUGCUGCAUGUCGACUUUGCACUUUGAGAGAACUGUUGUUUGUAGAUGGAUCAGAAAAAGAAACCGUUCCAGAACAAAGUGCUAAUAUUUGCGUAAUGGGAGACAAAUGACACUAAUUUCCUGACUGGACUCGUGCGUCUCGGAUCAUUUCAGUUGGUGGCCUCGAGAAACAGAUAUGCAAACUAACCAAUCUGUGAUAUCAUUUACAUUUCCUUCCUUAACGUGUUCCUUACAUAUUUGAAGCUCUGAUGCGACCUUCACUUCAGCUUCGGCCUUUCGUGUAUUAGUACCAUCAUGGUCUGCAGAGUAUAAACCAUACUUGUGAGGGAAGGUGUGGACAUUCUUUCUCCCUUCCAGCACAGUAACAAACUUAAUCACUGUACACCUUCUGUGUGAUCUUACUUUUGUCAAAGGGAGUUUGUUAAUUCACGGGAGUCUAACAAACAACUGUGAAGAGCUUUCUAGUGUCGACUCAGUCUGUCAGACAUUUCAUGAAGCACUCAUUUGUUUGGGUUUGUUGUGAGUUUUGUUCCUUUGUGUUUAUGAAUUUUUGUUUGUUGGUUUGUCUUUUGGUUUAAUUUUUCAAUUUGCAUUUUCUUGGGCCAAAAAGAUGACUCUGCUUGCCUCCAAAGUGUUUUUCAUUCCUGCAGAGAGACUUUAUAGAGGAGCUGGUUUUUUUGCACAUGUUCAUAGCUUCUUUUUUUCUUUUUCCUUGUCUUUGUUUUGUCCUUUGUUGUGUGGAGUUUGUAUGGACUGCAGGUCAGUUCCCUCCUUUACCAAUUCGUAGUCGGGUUUCUGACCCGCUCCUUGCCCCUUUGUCCCUUCCAAAACCUAUUACACCCAUGUACUUAUGCGGUUGGUGCAUCAAGUAGGAUUUUUUUGUGUGUGUUUGUUUUGUCGUUGUCAGGUAUUUUUAAAGAUGUGGAGUUUGUUAAGACGGUUUGAGGUCCUCUAUUCUUUUGAUGAUGUUUAUUCUGAUCUUUGUUUGGGCAAAUUGACGGGCAAAUUUGAGCCUGCGUUUUUCUCUUGCAAAACAUGUAGAAACUUUGAACUAAGAGCAACCUCCUGGCGUUACAUAUGUAUCAAAGUUGUGUAACCAUACUUUCUCAUAUUGGACUAAAUAUAUAAAGCAGAAAAUUACUUAAAAUCAUCUGUUGCAAAAGCAGACACAAAGCGUUUGUAUUUCGUGUGCGAAUUAAUGGCAACUUUUUUUGGGGGGGGGUACAAAACUGCACAAGUACGAAAUGACGAAGGAGGCAAAGUGACCUGCACCUGUUAGUACUUUUUAUGUAUUUUUUUUGCCUGCAAACGGAGCUUCAGAUCUUCAAGCAUGAAGCAACACCUGGCGAGCUCUGAUGUUCAGAAUGUGACUUACUCUGACCUCUAAACUGUAAAUGAUGUGUGGCCCAGACAGCUGAGAGAAAGGUGUGUGUGUGUGUGCUUGCUUGCGUGCGCAUGUGUGUGUGUGGACGGUGGUGUAUAUAUUCAAAUAUACCUGCAACUUCAAGCGUGCGAUGAAAUGACCUCUGGUUCUCAUUAACGGUAAACUAAGUUACAUAAACUGUGAAGACUUC